Paramuricea clavata is the source of this 18358-nucleotide messenger RNA. NCBI's taxonomy places the organism in Eukaryota, Metazoa, Cnidaria, Anthozoa, Malacalcyonacea, Plexauridae. The record is from the annotation of a GenBank genome assembly.
UUCAUGGUAACUGGACAAAUUGGGGUGAUUGGGGUACAUGUAGCGCCACAUGUGGACCAGGUUAUAAUGAACGUACCAGAGAUUGUGCUAAUCCGCCACCUCAAAAUGGUGGUGAUGACUGUCCAGGAGUGGGCAAUGACAUUGGGGAUUGUGAAGCGGCAACACUAUGUCCAGGUAUAGCACUGUUUUCGACAGAAAUUUGGUUCGCUCUUAAGCUUGCUUUUCAUAUGGUCGUAACGGUUGUAAAGAUUGAGUCACGAUCUUUAUCAGCAGCCGAAAUACAAUAUUUGAGAACUGAAAAUAGGCUAAGUGAUUAUAAAUUGGGAAUACUUACGAUUUAUAUGUGGUUUAUAGGGAGGAAACUAUUAUAAUCUUGCCGUUUAGAACGAUUGUGACUCUAUCUUUACGACUGUUACGACCAUAUGGUUAAAGAUUUUUCAAUUGGUUCACACGCCCCAUUGGUCUGAUAUUGUGGGGUUUUUGGGGGGGGGGGGGGGGGGGAGAGAUAUGGAUCUUUCAGGAAUGUUUGGAGUGAUGAUGUGUAGGAUUGGAAGGGGAUUUGGCCGUUGAGAAAGAUCGUGACUCUUCUAAUUCAAAAUAAUUCAUUCAUUGUUUAUUUUUAUAGGAGAAGAACAUUUUGGUGAUUGGUCGUCCUGGAGUGAAUGCAACAUGACUUGUGAUCAAGGUGUUCAAAUUCGUUCACGAGUUUGUGAAAAUGAAGCUGCAGGGUGUCUUGGUGAACCAACACAAACAAAACCUUGUCUUCUCAAAUAUUGCCCAGGUUAGAAAACAAUAUAUUCACUAGGCACACAAUUCUUGUACUUGGGUAAAAACACACCAGUUGUAACAAACCUGCAGCAGACUUGUAGCAAUGUUGUUCCAACAACUUGUCAACAGGAUGUGUUUGCAUUGAUUGUUCCCAGCUUGUUGACAACUUGCUACAAGGUUGUUGAAUUCCAACAACUUGUUAUUGUCAAAAAGUUGUGAGUGACAACCUUGUAGCAACUUGAUAAAAUAACAGCGUUGUUACAACUUGGUGACAAGCUUGCUACAAGCCUGUUGCACAGUUAAUAUAUUAACUGUGCCUGUUGCAAACACAUGUUGUUGACAAGUUGUGAGAUUUUGAUGUGUAUCUUGUGUCACUCAUGUUGUGUGUACAACUUACAGUAAAUGGUAGUUACACAGCAUGGAGUAAUUGGACAACUUGUUCUACGUCGUGUGGUCCUGGGCAACAAUUACGUCAUAGAAAUUGUACAGAGCCUAAACCUGCUUAUGGUGGCGCUGAUUGUGAAGGGCCUGGGACAGAGACUAAAGAAUGCUUUAUAGAAGUAAUAUGUCCAGGUAAGUUGUUGACUCGUGUAACAGUAACAACGACAACAACAGCAACAACAAAACGACAACAACAACAACACAACAACAACAACAACAAAACGACAACAACAACAAAACGACGACGACAACAACAUCAACGACGACGGCAACAACAACAACGACGACGACGGCGGCAACAACAACGACGACGGCAACAACAGUGACAACAACGACGACAGUGACGACGACGGCGACAGUAACGACAACAACAACAACAACAACAAAACGACAACAACAACAAAACGACGACGACAACAACAUCAACGACGACGGCAACAACAACAACGACGACGACGGCGGCAACAACAACGACGACAGCAACGACAGUGACAACAACGACGACAGUGACGACGACGGCGACAGUAACGACAACAACAACAACGACGACGUCGAAAGCAACGACAGUGACAACAACGACGGCUGGAGCAACGACAACAGCGACAGCAACGACAACAGCGACAGCAACGACAGUGACAAGAACGACGAAAGCAACAACGACAACAACAACGACGACAGCAACGAAAGUGACAAGAACGACGACAGCAACAACGACAACAACGACGACGACGACGACGACAACAACAACGACAGUGACAACAACGACAGCAACUUUGCAGUUUAACUAAUGUGAACGAGGCUUUGUCAAAUAUAAUCACUCUUCCUCUUCUGUUUCAGUUGACUUUGGUUUUUCAUUGUGGUCGUCUUGGAGUCCCUGUACUACAACAUGUGGAGAUGGUCUGCAUAAUCGAGCAAGGGAAUGUGAAAUUUCAGGGCCUGACUUUUGUGGUGGUGAAAAAAACCAAACUGAUGUUUGUAAUGUUCGUCCAUGCCCAAGUAAGUGAAAUAUAUUGAACAUUGUAAUGAAGUUUUAUAUAGAGUGUGAUUACCUAUUAUGACACUGGUGUUUUAUAAGGAUUGGGAUAAUCAAUUAUCGUGUAGUUCUCUCCUACAAGAGUAAUUCUAACCGUAAGUGCAUAAGGAGCUACGAGUGUCGAAAUGUUGGGUCGUAAUGUAAUUUGUUCGGGGAGUUGAUGAGAGUUCCAACUCGCGCUCACCACCAACUCCCAUGCACUCUCUCAUCAACUUUGAGCUGGUUCCAAUUUUGAUGAGAGUUUAUGCUCGUUUUGACCAGGAAUAUCCAGCCAGCUCUUAUCAACUCUCGUUUGACCGGGCCGUGAAAUGGUGAACUGAUAUUAGUGAAUGUAAUCAAGUCAUCGUCUUGUGCAUAGUUUCAGGAGGUCUUACACCUCCAUUAUAGUCAAAAAUUUAGAAUCAAAUUAUCAUAUUCUUAUCAUCUUUAUUUGUAAUCAAUAUUAUCAACUUGUUUAUAGUUUCUGGAGCUCUCACAAACUGGACAGAUUGGAGUGAAUGUGAUAGUGAGUGUGGUUCUGGACAGCAAGAGAAAACAAGAUCUUGCAGCAACCCAGCUCCACAACAUGGCGGAGAUGAUUGUUCUGGUGAAACUAGAAGAAUACAGGACUGUAUCAUGCCUGAUUGCCCUGGUGGCCUCAACUACACAACGUGGUCCAGUUGGAGUGUGUGCAGUGUGUCGUGUGGCGCUGGUGUCCACACAAAAACAAGGUUUUGUUUAAGCAGUAGUGGCGAGGGUUGCGCAGGACCUAGUUCUGAAACUAAAGAAUGUUUACUGUCACCAUGUCCAGGUAUUUUUCAGAGUUUCAAGGUCAUCUACCGUAAUCAGCUCUAUUAAGCUCAGAUCCUUCAGUAAACCACUCUUGUCAUAUAUUACCCCCAUCUCAGGUUUUACGCUUUAUGCCAUCGCAACGAAAGGACACAUGUGUACUGAUGAUUAAUUGUGUUAAUUAUCCUGGAAGUUUAUGUCAGAUUUUAGCCAAUCCUUUUUCCCUAAAUAAAUAAUCUCCCUUCUCUAUUAAGCACCCCAAUGUGCCUGAAGUAAAUAUAAUAAAUAAUAGACGAUCUAAUGUAUGGAACAUGUGAGAAAGUUGUUUAGGUAGACUUAUGUUUGAUACGAACUUGGCAACCAUUGAAUCCUACUGCUUUCCCCUUUUUCUAGUUAAUGGUGGUUUCACCGAGUGGAGUGAUUGGUCAAUAUGUACAGUCACGUGUGGCUCUGGUACAAUACAACGAACACGAGAAUGUAGCAAUCCUGAACCAGCCAACAAUGGUAGUGAUUGUUUUGGGUUGACUGUGGAAGCUAAAGAAUGCUCCAUGCCAACCUCCUGUCAAGGUAUAUUUCUGGUGGUGGUAUUUGGACAAUACGUCACUAACUGUCAUAAAGUAGUAUCUGGCACAAGGAUCGUCAGACGAUAUACCGCAGAGCACAGUUUACAUUUCAUUUUAAUGCGUCACAUGUCCGGUGUUUCACAAUAUUUUAACGCGAAACAGGCGGUUUUAUGGUUAUAAUAAAAGUUCCUGUGCUAUCCAGUUAAAUAUCCGGCAAAUAUAUACCGAACAGUGCUGGAUGUCUAUGUUUUGCAGGAUAUCGGAUUCUGGUAACCGGCACAUACCUAUUGUGUUACAACUAGUAUAAACAUAAUAUAUUGUUCUUUUAGAUGAAGCAGGUUUUACAAUUUGGUCGUUAUGGACAGCUUGCAAUGUGGAAUGUGCAGAUGGACAAACGUUUAGAACAAGAGAAUGUUUGGAUCCUACUUUGGAAACUUGUAAUGGAACACAUAAACAAAACAACACGUGUUAUGCUGGGCCAUGUCCAGGUAUGUUGAUGUAUUACUCGGGUAUUUAAUUUAGGGAUGAAUUCUCAGACUUUUUUGUGGAGAGAAGGAAGGGUAAAAGUGGGUGCAUAAUUGUUACUUUCCAUACUGUAUCAAUUUGCCGAAGUGGCAAGUAUUAGGUUUAGGAUUUGGGUUAGGACUUCAGUGAGGAUUUGGAUUUUAGCUAGGGUGAGGUGUCAGAUUGGGAUAAAUUGGUAUAAAUAUUUUAUGAACGCUAUCUGUGAGUUUUGCUCAUCAAUUAUUAAGUUUGAGAAUCAUUGUUUUCUUUUCAGUCCAUGGUGGAUAUUCGGAGUGGACGCCGUGGUCUCCAUGUAGUGGAUACUGUGGCUCUGGUCUUCAAAGUUGUACGAGAACCUGCAGUGAUCCCGAACCUGCUUUUAAUGGUGCUGGAUGUUCAGGGAGCAGUGACGAAACUCAAGAUUGUCAACAUUCAAACAUCUGUUCAGGUGAAAGUGGUUAUGGUGAAUGGUCUCAAUGGACAUUGUGUACUCAGACAUGUGGAAACAGUACACAGAUAAGAAGAAGAACUUGUAAAGAAGAUGCACAACCUGAGGAAUGUUCUGAUCCUUCUACUCAGAGCAAACCUUGUGACAAAGGACAGUGUCCUAGUAUGUAUACUGUACUUUAUUAUUUAGCAUGACGCUCCAACUCUUUCGUAAUGGUUAGAACAUAGAGGUAUAAAUCAAGAUUUUCAGCCCUACUUCACUGCCACGCCACUGGCUAUUGCCGCGCACUUGAGCUGGUACAAACGUAAGACUCGAGGUGUACUUAGUCUUUGAGACGAGGUCCACAAAAGGUCUUCAUUCAGUAACUGAAAAAAUGAUAUUUUUCUUUAGUUCAUGGCGACUGGUGUGAGUGGUCAGUUUGGAGUGUCUGUAGUGCAUCUUGUGGUUCUGGUUCAAAAUCACGUCAUCGUACAUGUACUCACCCUGUACCUUCCUAUGGUGGUCUACCAUGUUUUGGAAAUGCUGAUGCGUAUGAUGAUUGCACCUUGCCAAAUAUUUGUCCAGGUAUGAAUAAAGAAAUAUACUUGUUGUAUUGCAUGUCUUCUGAAAAAUUGUCAAGAUUUCAAUGUGUACUGAAAAGUCGUCAACAUGGCAAUUUAUAUGCAAGUGAUUAUUUAAAUCACCAUUAUAUUUUAGGCGAUGAUGAAUUUUCAGAGUGGGGGAACUGGGGAGCAUGUAAUGUCACGUGUGGUGAGGGGACACGUCAAAGAUCCCGUUAUUGUAAAGUUGUACCUACAUAUCCUCCAAGUGGAGAUCCAUAUUGUACACUUCCUACCGAGCAGUUUAUUGCUUGUUAUAACGAACCCUGUGUGGGUGAGGACAUGAUUUGUUUUUAAAAUUACAUUUGUUUAGUAGACUGAUCUGGGACAAUGUGUGUACUAUUUAACAAAUAGAUCAGAUUUUCCCGUUGUCUGUUCAAUUAUAGAUAGACAGUAUAACGUCAUAAUGUAGGGAGAACAAAAAAACUGGCUCACGAGCCGCCGAGGCAAGUGGCUCACUUCUUCGUUCUUUCCACAUUAUAAUGUCAUACUUUGUAUCUAUAACUGAACAGACAGCGGCAAAAUCUUAUCUAUUUGUUUUAUAUAAUAAAAAGAAAAACCCCGAAUUAAACAGGUAAAUAGCUUACUUUUUAUCCACCCAAACAUUUGGAAAUUGAAAGAUUUGUAAGAAAUGUUUGAGGGAAGUGUAUCAGUGUUCAACAGUGAGUCAGUUCUCUCAAACAUUUUUUGCAAAUCCUUCAAAACUUAGAACUUAACCACAAAGCAAAAUCAGAAACUUUGAUAGUGUAAACCAGCCUUUAAGCAAUUUUUAAAACAUCGUAGAAUUUAACAUGUUUAGGAACAUAAGAAAAGACACAUAACUUUUAAUUUCACAUCUUUUAUGCUCGUCAGUUUAAUAAAAUCUUUUAUCAUUUCAGUGAACGGCAACUUCACUCCGUGGACAGACUGGUCAGCAUGUACAACAUCGUGCGGUGUUGGAACACGCACAAGAUAUCGUAAUUGUACCAAUCCUCCGCCAAUAUUUGGUGGCAGCGACUGUCUUGGACCACUCCAUCAAAUGAAGGAAUGUGAAAAUAUGCCUGACUGCCCAGGUAAACUACCCUGGAAUUUUUUCUAGAUGUUUAAAGGCCGAUUUACACAAUACACAAUUUUUGCCUAAAACUGUCGCAUGCAACCUGCUUACAACUUGAGUUGCACUGUGUAAAUCAAACACACAACUCACCUACGACGACGUAAGCAAGUCAUGUGCUUGAUUUACACAGUACAACUCAAGUUGUAAGCAGGUUGCAUGCGACAGUUUUAGGCAAAAGUUUUGUAGUGUAUAUCGACCUUUACUCGUACUCUUAUUUGUACUCACCGGGGCAUCAUUAUGUAUUUUUUUUUUAAUUCUAGAUGAUGGUUAUUUCACAUCCUGGGCAGACUGGUCGGAUUGUUCGUCUGAUUGCGAGGGUGUUGCUUAUAAAACAAGAGCAUGUCAGGUUGAUGACAGUGGCCAAUGCGUUAGCUUAACAAAUGUUACUAUCGAAUGCAAUACUGAAGCAUGUCCUGGUAAGUGGAGCUGUUUCCAACAGCCAAUACAACCUUUGGAUAAUGACGUCACAAAUCCCACCUUGGGCCUGGAGCCUCGUUCUCUUGUAACUUAGGCGAAUAGUCUUUCGUCUUCAUUCGCGAAAGUGAGGCUCCCAGACCAAUUUGUUUUUUUCUUUUCGGCAUUGUGUUUAUUUCUUUGAUACUCCAUUUCGAUAACAUUGUACUCCUGAAGAAUCGAUUUUUUUCAUGUGUAUUAUUAUUCAUCAAAUAAGUCGACUCCAAUUGCACACCGGAGUUAAUAUUCACUAUUUACUAUUUCUAGUUGACGGCUCAUGGUCGCAGUGGACUCCGUGGUCAUUGUGCAGUAAAACAUGUGGUGAACAAAAAGAAACGAGAACGAGAGUUUGUGAGAAUCAGAGGAAUGGAGGACUUUACUGUUCUGGUCAUGAUAUUGAAGUGAUGCCAUGUAAUGAGUACGACUAUGUCCCUUGUCCAGGUAAAUUAUAAUAAUAAUAAUAAUUUAAUUCUUCAGUUCGCAUUUACAAAAAUUUCUCAAUGCUCAUUACAAUGGUAUUACUUAUUAAUACAGUAUAUAUUAGAUUAUAUAGUUAAAAAUUUGCGAAUACUAAGAGCUAACUGUAAGCUUGGUUAAAAAGAAGAGUCUUAAGUUCAUUUUUAAAAAUAUCAACAGAUGUCUCUAGUCUCAAUUUAAUCAGGCAGGCUAUUCCAAAACGCCGAUCCAGCCUUCCUAAAUGUUCUAUCGCCAUAUGUUUUCGUGAUUGUCCUUGGUUCUUGAAGCAAAUUUUUAGAAGCAGAUCUUAAACACCGCGAAGGCUGAUGUAUUUUCAGAAGGUUUUGAAGAUAGGAUGGAGCCAAAUUAUUUAAAGCUUUAAAUACUAUUAACCCAAGUUUAAAUUGGAUACGGCUUUGUAUAGGAAGCCAAUGAAGUUCUUUCAAAUAUGAACCAUAAUUCGUCUUGAAAAACUGCUAUGUUUAGUUCGAAACUAUAAUUGGUUUCGUCGAUAAGCUGCAAACCUAAACUAGCUUUAUUUAGACAAAGUAGUUCUAGUAGUUCUAAACUGUUCUCCUUAGACGGUCCAAUGAGGGCUUCGUUGAGUGAGGGUCAUCCCUUGCUGAUCCAGUAUUACUACGGGGGGAAAUGGAGUAUACACAGAGAAAAACGUGAAAUGCUCUGUAGAGUCUCACAACUGAAUAUUGCAGGCUUCCUCCCUCCCUCCCCCCCACGCCGCUCGUAGGCUAAGGGCACAUGCACUUACCACUAUGUCACUCUUCAUGUUUUCCUUAGACCCACCCCCGGCUCAAUGGUCAGAUUGGUCUUGGUGGACAGUGUGUACAGAGAGUUGUGGCGGGGGGAAUCAACAACGUUUCAGACUAUGUAACAACCCACCUCCCGCUCACGGCUGGCCUUCAUGUGCGGGUGUAAAGAAUGAAACAGAAGAAUGCAACACUCAUUUCUGUCCAAGUAAGAUAAACGCUGGUUUGCACUAUCAAAGUUUCUGUGAUCACAAUAGGUUGUGAAGUUGUUUAAAAUUGGGUCAGUUCACUCGAACAUUUCUUACAAAUCCUUCAAAACUUAGAAUUUCCCUUUGCUGCAAAAUUCCUACUGUGAUCACAGAAACUUUGAUAGUGUAAAACCAGGCUUAGGAAUCUUCAUAUUUGAAUGGGGAUAUAGCUAUCUUUCCCAAGAGUUUUUCGUCUUGUGGAGCAAUAACGUCAUGAGUAUUCUUUCUCCUAGUUCAUGGUAACUGGGCUGAAUGGACGAGCUGGACUCAAUGUACACUGGAGUGUGGCAACGGAACUCGAGUUCGAGGAAGAGCUUGUACCAGUCCUAGAGCACAAUAUGGCGGUCAAGACUGCGAGGGUGAUACAACUGAAGUACAACAUUGUAAUGUCGAUCCUUGCCCUAGUAAGUUAAACCAAUGUAGACAGUGCCUUGAAGAUGUUGAAGCAGAGUGAAAACCUACCCCGGGCCCUACCCUGCUGUAGACACUCAACUUGUGAAGAUGUCAAGAAUUGAAUGCGUAGCCCUUUCAAGUUGGUGCUUUUGUAAAUCCCUUAUCAAAUUCGAGCCCCAGUUAUGUUUCAUCUAAAUAGAACAGCCUUUAAUGUGUGUUCAUUCAUUAAUUUCAGUUGAUGGAGGACUUACACUCUGGAGUUCCUGGACGUAUUGUAACAAACCAUGUAGCAGUGGUGUUUCCGACAGACGACGAACAUGUACGAACCCGACACCGAUGUAUGGUGGAAGAAACUGUACGGGAGAAACAUUGCAGUGGAAUGAAUGUAACACACAGCCUUGUGUGGGUGAGUCCCCUAGUGAUAUUUUAUUUAAACCAAAACUACCAGGAUUAUCGAUAUUAUCAUUGCAUUGAUCACAGGUUCCUCAGACGAUAGUGUUUCAUAUGUACAAGAAUAGUCAGAGAUGGAUUUACUGGGGGGUUCUAUUAGAGAACACCCCCCCCCCCCUACCAUCUCAUGCUGGAUCCAUCCCUGAGAACAGUUAUAUUAAAAAAACUAGGAGGACCCAGAGGCUACAUUUCUUCGCCUGCAAAUUAUGUCACGUAUCAUGCACAGGGCAUUUUAAGAAAUUACAACUACUGAGGCUAUAAAUCUCAAUGAGGGCCUUUUCCCCACACAGUUACGCGUACUACAUAAAUAUCAUGCUAUGCUGACUUUUGUAAGAUGGAAUGUCGAGAAUGUGAGAGGAUAUGAGAAAGCAAGCAGAUGCAGCUUUUUCAACAAGGAUGACUUUUUACUGAUGAUCAAAAGGGCCCAGCUCAUGUGAAAAUAUUGCUUCACUACUGGGGCAAGCAAAGGGCCUACUGGGGUAAAUGCCCCAGUAGUUAUAUAGUUACAAGAUGCCCUGAUCAUGCAUAAAUUAUGCAAUGUACUGAUUACGUAUUCAGUUUACUUUUUCUCAUCCAAUUUUCAUCUAAAUUGAGCCAAAAUUGAAUUGAUUUCUCCUUGGAAUCUUGGACUAUUUCUAGUAGCCCCUUCUCGUAUAACGUUGGAGUUAUCGUACUCACACACACAAACGCAGGUGACAACAUAACCUCGUGGUGCAAUAAUGUAUACAUAACUUGACCAAAUGUAAUUGUAGUGUGGUACAUUUUUCAGCUGUUGACGUCGUGCUCGAUGUAACGUUCCUGAGUGUUUCGUGGCAAGAAUAUUCGUCAGAUAUCGUAUCUUUUCAAACGGAUGUUCAAACACUUGUAAGUAUGAGAAUUGUAUAUUAUACCGGAGAGGUUUAUAAUACACAAAUCUAGUUUGAUUGUGGAUUUGUGGUUACUUUGAAGGAGUCAAGUACAGAAUGAUGGUUGUAUGAAGCAUUACAUUUUCUGUAUUUUAGAUAAGAUCUCCUUAUUCUUCAUUUCCACCUGGAGUGAGCUUCUUAUCAUGCGAGUACGUACUAAGUAUUAAAGAUAGUUUAUUAUUUUAGUUUACAGAGAAUGUACUUGGUACUAAAUUGUUAUUUCGUAUUUUUUACUAGCCGUGACGCUGCUGAUAAAGUGCGAUGCUCAAUCAAUGUGAACUACCAGUCCCUUGCAGAUGUAGAGUUAGUUCUUCUUCAAGAUAAACUACUUCAUCCAACUACACAAACUACUCUGCAUAGUAUGACAUCAGAAAAUGGUAAGGUUAUAUUGCUGUUGAUUUUAGCUUUAUUUUGUAUUGUGAAAAUAAUUGGAAAGUUAAAUAAUUACUGUCUGUUUUAGUCAUAUCAUCGCCACUGCAAGCGAGAUCAACAUCUCCUAGUUCAACCAGUAUUAAUGUGGAAUGGGAUGCUUUACCAUCUGGAGUUGAAACAGCACAAACAAAAGCCCUCAGUGGUUACAUUGUAUUUUAUAAAGAAAGUACAGCCGAAAGUUACAGUAAGAUUGCAGUACAACCAAGUUUCGUUACAAAAACAUUGGAAAGUCUUAAGAAGUUUACACAAUAUAAAAUUGUAGUUUGUCCAUAUUCAGAAAAUGGAAAUGGAGUGCCAAGCUUACCUUUUGAAAACACAACAUUGGAAGAUGGUAAGGAUUUAGAUUAGGAUUAAGGAUUAAAUCAGGAUUAACUUAUAUAUGUUGCUAUGGGAUUAGAGUUUAGUUGGAUUAAGGUUAGAGUUUAUGUUGUGUACAAAUUAUAAGGUUGUUGUUAUGCAAGUUGCCAGAAGUUUCAAUUCAUUACUUUGUUUUCUCCUAGUGCCCAGUUCUUCUCCGUUGAUAAAAAAUAUCACGUCACUUACUUCAAGAUCAUUGAUGUUAAUAUGGACAGCGAUAGACAAUGGCUCGUGGCAUGGUGUGCCACGUGGUUACUGCGUGACGUAUCAGGCGAGAGGUUCAUCUCAAAGUGAUACCCAAGAGAUACAAGAUCCUUCUCAAUUAAGUGCAAAUAUCACUUCUCUUAAACCUUAUACGCGAUAUUAUGUCCAAGUGUCAGCCAAGACUGGCGCUGGGUGUGGAGCGCAAGACAGGACUAGUCAUGUUACAAUGGAAGAUGGUAAGAAUGCAAUAUUUGAAACUGUCGUAGUUAUAUAUAAGAUAGUAGUUUAUCGCCAUUUAAACUCAUCAACCUUCUUCCAGCUCCAAGUGGGCCACCUCAGAAUGUCUCUGCUGAAAGUACUGGAACCAAAACUGUUGGGAUUCUUGUUAAAUGGGGUGAAGUGAGACCUGAGGAACGAAAUGGGAUCAUACUAGGAUACAAAGUGAAUUAUUGGACUGGCAUGGAGCAGAAAGAAACAGUCAAUGUUCCUGAUAGCAGUGCUCGAGAAAUUGAAAUUUCAAGACUGAAGUUCCUCACAGACUAUAAAAUGGAAGUUGUAGCCUAUACAGGCGCUGGUGAUGGUCCUGCAAGUGCCGUGGUCACAGCCACUACUGAUGAAUCAAGUAAGAUUUACUUUAACGUAGGAAUGAUUCUUAUAAUGCUUUAUCUUACCUUUCCAUACCAUGCUGUACCAAACCAUACUGAACCCUACGUUACCUUACCUUACCUUACCAUACCAUAUAUUUAUUUAUCUAGCUCCUGCAGUAGGCCCGGUAAUUGUAGAAGCAUACAACAAAAGUUCAACCAAGAUAUUUCUACAAUGGGAAGUUAUCGAUGCACUAGAUCAACGCGGCGUUCUUCUGGGUUAUCGGGUUUUUUAUCGUCCUUCAAACACGAAGAUAAAAGAAAAAAUGAUAGAAAUAUCUAAUCCUGGCAUUCUUGAAUAUGAAUUCACUGAUCUCUUCUGGUGGUGGUGGUAUGAAAUACGUAUUGCAGGCUAUACAAGAAUUGGAACUGGAGUCACAUCAAAUAUUACUGUACAAACUGAUGAAGAAAGUUAGUGGAACUUUGUCUCUAUUUGGCUUGUAUAAUCCACCAGUUCUAAACUGGUCUCCCCACAAGUCUCCCCAACUCUUGCUAAUCCAGUCUGACUAGAAAACCUGCGGAGUCCAACUGGAACACUCCUCCCAUAUACUCUUCUUUUUCCUUUUAGUUCCAAGUCGUUAUCCAGAAAACAUUCGUGGUAAUGCUCUAACAACUACAAGUAUGUUGUUUGAAUGGGACCCUAUUCUAGCAGGUUUUGCACACGGUGUAAUGCUUAGUUAUCAAUUAACUGUUCGUGAAACUGAUGACCUCAGUAAUGUCAUUAUUAAUACCACACUUGCUGCAUAUGAACGAUCUUAUUACAUGGAAGGAUUGAAGAAAUAUACUAAUUACACAAUGUGGGUCAGUGCUAGUAACUCGAAAGGACAAGGUCCUAUUUACGAACCUGGACACAUAUAUUCCACUGGAGAAGACGGUAAGCCAAAAUGUUUAUUAUUACUGUUGAAAAACACUGUUUUGAUAAGAGUUUUGUACUUUUCUUCAGGCCCGGAAGUUCCUCCAGACAACAUCAGAGUUUCAACACUUGAACAUAUUUCUGAGAUAAAGUUAGAAUGGGAAAGAAUUCCUCCUGAAUAUCAUAAUGGCAUUCUGCGCGGUUAUUAUAUUGAAUAUACUGCGACAGUUUUAGCUGGAGAGCCUGUGCUCACAGAGAAACGUGUUGUUCAGUCGAUGAGAGUACGAGGAAAUCGUUAUUCAACCACUGUUAAAAAUCUUGAUCCAGGAUCGACGUAUCAGUUUAAAGUUUAUGGGUAUACUAUUAAGAAUGGCACAAAGAGUAACGCUACAGUUGGUGGUGAGUUUGUUUUAAAUCAUCGUCAUUUUUGACUUUUUACUCAUUUUUUUUCAUCUCUGAUGAUGUCGUUGACGACGAAAGCUUAGAUACUUAUAGACAAUAAAGACCUUUUUUAAAGUGUUUUUAAAAUCUAUUUUAAACAGCCGCAGUUUUGGCCUCACUCGAAAAAAAACCGAACAUACUUUUUAGUUUUUGUUUAUAGUUUUACUUGUCGAAGACUCCUGGUUGACACUGCCACUAAACCCAAAUAUGAUUUUUUCUAUCUGUAAGAUUUGGGUCUUUCUAAGAGGAGGUUUACUGUAUUUCUAUGGCAAACUUUCCCACUGUCACAUGUGGCAGAUGUGAAGUCAUUAGAUGAAUUCUUGAAGUACUGUUUAAUAAACGAGCAGGAGUGUUUUAUUAGGUUUAAAGACACGAGCGCGCAGCGCGAGUGGCUUUAGACCAGAGCGCUUAUAUAUAUAUAAGCGCCCUGCUUUAGACCUAAUAAAACACGACCUGCGAGUUUAUUAAACGGCUUCAAACACGACUACAAAUUCAAUAGAUAUACUGCCUUAUUAUUAUUCUUUAUAUAAAGAAUACCAAUGAGGACACGACUACAAUAGAUACUGCCUUAUUAGUAUUCUUUAUAUAAAGAAUACUAAUUAGGAGUGUUUUAUCAGGUUUAAAGCCACUGCACGUGACAUAUUAUGGUUGACAUGAUUUACCAAUAAGCUUAUGAAUUAUUAAUGAGUCAGUGUUUGAAGCAAAUGAAGAAAAACUAAUUCGCAAUUCAUCUAAUAACAUUAUGUAAGGAAACUUUGACAGUGAAAAAGUUGAUCAUGUGAUGAUGAGGUGUUUGACUAUUAAAUACUAGUUAAAACAUGAGCAGCUGUAUGUCAGAUAAAGAUCGGAUGCGAAUGUUUUAACGUGCUUAAAAACGACCCAUCUUAUGAGUUCAUUAGCGAAGUAAUUUUAAAAAUAAACAUUGUCUAAGCCGAGAAAAUCAAAGCUGAAGUUUAUGUAAAUCAGGACAAAUCUUUAUCCGAUUUACAAACAUUGAUUAAACAUUCGUUUCUUUUGUAUUUUCCUCAUGAAUUAUUAAUGAGUUUUUAAGGUAUAUUACAUUUCCUCUCACAAUGACCAAAUAUUGCACAUACAAAAGCAGGCAAGGUAAGCUGUGCACUUAUGGCAUAGAGGUUAGUUAAGGGUCUCAUCUACAUUUAGGCUAUAUGACGGGUUCUCCUAGUUUAAUUCUACUAAACGUGGGAUGCAUUCUACAUUUUUCAGCAACAUGUCGUUGUCCAAAAUAUCUUCGUUCCAAUUGGUGGGUUCUCCCUCCUUAUACCAACACUUCCAACCCUGAGUCACCUGGAGGAAUCUUCUUUAUGGUGACCAGACAAAUUCUGGACGAAAUGUGUGGUACUUGUGUAAACGGUCAUGGUCAAACAGAAUUUUGUCACGAAGAAGGUUGUAACAAGAAACGUCGACGUCGUCGCUCAACUGGCAACAGUUAUCAGAAAAACAGUUUACAAGCUGUUGCAACGAAUAUUGAUGAGAAUGUUGAAGUCAGUUUUCCAGUUCAAGGCAAUAGAUUUAUGACAACCUAUGGUGGCGUGUUUCCGUUUAUUUCUGUUGUGGAUGCGCCUGGUUCUGCUUAUUUUACUGUCAAGAAUGUUCCCUCAACGGCUGAAGUUGUCGUCACCGCGGCGUUAGCGUGUUUACCAAUGGUUUUACUCAUGAUAAUGUUUGCCUGGAUGGCUGGGAUUGUUAUUUGGGUCUUGGUGAGUUAUGUUACAAAUCGAAAUAAAUUGCUUCAAUCAUGUUUUAUGUAAAUUUAUGUUAGUCUUGUUUUGUUCCAUUUUUUGUUCUCACGAUGUUUUCAUUUUCGGUUUUUGUUUUUUACCUUAUUUCCUUAAAUUGUCGGCUGCUUCUGGUUUCGGAACUACUAAACUUUAUAGAUAUAACAAGUGUGAAUCUUUGGAAAGAACUUCAUGUUUGAUAUUAUACCAUUUCCCCUCUGAAAAAUCUGUUGUUUACAUUUCAACUAUGUUAACUUCACAGGAACGAAAGCACAAUACAGAACAUUUUCCAGAUCCAUUCACUAAAGGAGUUCCAGAAGGAUUUUGGUGGGCGUACAUCUCCAUGACAACAGUAGGGUAAGCAGAACUAGUUAAGCCGUUAUGAAAUUCAAGCAAGGUUCCUGGACAGGGCAGCAAAAAAAAUUCAUCCUGGAAAAAAAACCUGGAGACAAAAUUUUUGUGCUAAAUUUGCAUGUGCAUAUAAACAAAUAGUGUUCUAGCUGACAAUGGUUUUAAAUUCAAGGAAUAAUGUCUGUCAACCAUAUGUUGUUGCGCCCAUGGUGGGACAUAGAUGUCAAGGUUUCCUCCAAAUUUUCAAUAGCAAAUCUUCAUUCAAAGUAAUUCCCUGCAGCUGUUUAACACUUCCUGCGAGAAGUGUUCGCGUGCUCGCCUAUUUUUUCCACCCCGCCUCCUGAACUGAAAUUAAACUAAGUUAAACUUACUACUGUUUCAGAUACGGAGAUCGCAGUCCAGUCACCAUACCAGGUCGUCUUUUUGCGAUCGUCUGGGUCUUAAUGGGUCUUGUGAUUAUCUCGAUUGUAACUGGAGGAAUUGUGACGUCAAUUACUUCAAUUUUGGUUGUACAGGAAGAUAAAUUAUAUGGAGCACAGGUGCGAUAAAGGAUUUUACAUGAGAGACGACUUUUUUUACUAACUAAAUGUUGAGAUCGAGUAAAUAGAGUAAUCUUUGAAUUAAGAAUUCAUUGUUUCUUUGUUUUAAGGUGGGCGCCAUAGAAAACUCUGCUGAAUACAGCAAGGCAGUUCGACAGAAUGCAGACGGUAAGACAUUUACCGAAUCUUGGAGCCUGAGUAUUUUACAGCACGGUUCGAUCAUUAAUGUUGUGUGUAUUUUCAACAGUUGUUGGUUUCGAUAACAUGGAAGAUGUUAUCAACGCAAUGCACAAUAAAGAAAUUGCUGGAGCUUUACUUGACAUGUAUGCAGCAGCGACGAAGAAAGACUCAUUUGAUGGAGGAGAUAUUCAGUUGAAUCGUUUGAUUGAGUAUCCAACAGGUUAUGGUUUUAUCUUGUCUGGAGACAUGGCUAAAGCUGCGCCCUUAUUCCGGGAAGCUCUCGCAACACACAAGAAUAAGAUUUCUGAAAUUGUUGAAGGGAAUACAGAGAGUAUUCAGCUGGUUAGUGUGACAACUUAUUUACAGUUUAUCUUCUCUUAUCGCUUGUACUUGGUUUCCUCCUGCAGUAACACUGGACCAGUGAGGGAUGACUGGACCUGUACACCAGGGGCCGGUUGUAUAAAACUCUUAAACAGUUUUUUUAUCACUAUUUUGUAGUUAAAUAGUGAUUAACUCUCAAAUACGCGCUUCUUAUUGGAUGACGUUUCCACUAACUAUAGUUAACUUUAAUCACUUUUUUAUACAACUGGCCCCUUAACUUAAGUUUAGGAUAUCGUGGAGCCACCUUUGUCUUCAUGAAUUCAUAUUUUGUCUUCACAGGACAGAAACGAGGCUGAAGAAGCGAAGGAGAAAUCUUCAGGUUUAUUUGAUCCAACUUCUGAAGCAUUUACAACUUCAUUUAAAGUGACAGUCAGUUUAUUGGUGACCGCAGUUGUGGCUGGAUUGAUCUGGCAUUUUGGAAGAUAUAGAAGGAAAAUGAAAAAUAAAGAAAAGCAGCUGGAAGAAUUAGGUAAGUUUUUCAUAUUUGAUUUUAUUGAUAAACGGCCGUAAUAUUUUAUUUAUUACUGAACUGUCGACCACCUUCAUGUUGUCAUCGCUAGUACUAUUUAAAACUCGAGCAGGAGUGCUUUAUCAGAUAUAAAGAGGCGACAGCCGCGUGUUUUAUAGCUGAUAAAGCAACGACUGCGAAUGUUUUAAAUGGCUUAAAAAACGACCCAUCUUAUGAGUUCAUUCGCGGAGAAAUUUUAAAUAUAAACGUUGUCUAAGCAGAGAAAAGCAAAGCUAAAGUUUAUGUAAAUGAACAUGAUUUUUUAUCACAUAUUAAACCAUCGACACGGCAGUGAUUUUAUUUGUCUUUUCUUCAAUUGUUAAUGAGUUUUUUAAAUACUAUUUAAAACACGCGUAGGAGUGUUUUAUCACAUAUAAAACACAUGACGCGUAGCGGAGUGUUUUAUAUGUGAUAAAACACGACUACAAGUGCUUUAAAUGGCUUCAAAAACGACUCAUCUUAUACGAGUUCAUUGGCGAAGUAAUUUUUAAAAUAAACUUUGUCUAAACCGAGAAAAUCAACGCUAAAAUUUAUGUAAAUUAACAUGAUUUUUUUCACAUAUAAAACCACGACACGCUUAUGAUUUUUCUUUGUGUUUUGCUCCUGAAUUAUUAAUUUUUUAAGUAUUUGUAUUCUAACCUGUAUGAUAAACUAUUUAUUAAAAUAUAACAUAUUAAAUUCGCUAACAACGAAGUAGAUGCAUAAUCGAUAAAUAUAUUAAAGAUUAACAAACAAAAUGUAUACCUAUAACAUAACUUCAUAACCUUGAAAUAACUUAAAAUAAACCUACUUUCUAGAAGAACAAAUCCCUUCACUGAGGAUAGCAGAAUUUCUAAAAUCAGAUGGCCGAGCGAUAUUGGAAGAUUUCACUUCAUUGUUGCAACACGAAAUCACUGAACUCAGAGAGAGACAUAUACGUGAACGUAAGAACACUUGGCAUUUCAAAGCCGAAAUUAAGAGACGAAAGUCAGUUACUGCCGUCAAUCAACGACGAGCACGAGUGAGUCCCGAAGUUAACACGGCAAUGUACGAUGAUGAAAGGUCGGAGGGAUGGCUCACAUCCAUCCCAAAAUAUCUCAAAAUACAGAGAUCGCCCCAGGUUCAUCCAAUCUCCCAGGAAAGAUUAUCGGAAGAUAGCUAUAUCAGAGGCUCAUCAAUAGAGCCCAGUGAUUUAGUUAAACGUUAGAUCUCCAUUCUUAACUCUGAUUGCAAUUGCAAAUCUGACCCUAAAACCUCCCCCUACCCCUAAUUCCAAACAUGACCCUAACGCAAGCCAAAAUAAUACGAACCACUGCACUGCGACAAACGUUUCCCAAAACUCUGUUAAAAAUAUAACAAGCCGUAAAAGGUAUUCGUCUUUGCUUUUGGCUGCUUGUAAAGUAAAGAAAGACUUGUAAUAAUAAUGAUGAUUAAUAUUUAUAAAUCCAUAAAAUCGCUCGUUGUUUUCUAGUACUAAUUACAAUAAAUAUACAAGUGUUAUAAAUAAAUUAAGAAGAAUUUUUAUUAAUUUACUUAUUAUAUUGUUAUAUACAUAAAGGAUUAUGGCACGGGCAAUUAUACAUUUCAUUCUGUAAUAUAAAUUUAAACCUGGCCAGGUUUUAUGGAUGAAAUAAAUUAUUAAAAAUGUAAAUGAACUUUUAGAAAAUGUACAUUUUUUAUAUGAUAUAUCUAUUUAUUCUUUCAUCUCCCGUUUCAUUUAAUUUGCUCUCUAUAAGUGUUCCUAAGGUUGACUGCCUGCCACCGGCUGUUUUGUAACACUUGUGUUAGCAACGUUUUACCACUAAUUAAUUAGUACUGGUAAUCAUAUAUUGCUGAAUAGGUCCUUACUACAGGAAAUAGAGGGUGU